AUUCCCAACAUGCACCGGCGUAAAACCUGUGUACUGUGUAUUUGAAUCUUAGGUAGAGAAACCUGUGUAUUGAGCAUAUUAGUCUGUGUGAGCAGAUUAACCAGCACCUCAGUGAUCCUGAUUAUUGUCUCACACCCUUGUUUUGUUGGCCUGAGCCAUUUUGUUUGCUUCUUUGUUGUAGCUUUAUUGUUUUUGCUAUCAGCACUAUCAGUAGGAGUGAGAAGCUUGUUUCUGUUUAAAUAGGCUCUUUUUUUCCUGAUGUUUUAGUGUUAGAAGUCUGGUCUAGAGCUUUGUCUUUUCUUUACACUUGUUUUGGUUUAGGGAGGUUUUAGGGUACAUAGAGUGUUUUGGGCACUGCUCAUCUGAGUAAAAUAAAACCGCUAACGUGUAGUUCCCUUUUUUUCUGGCCUUGCUUGGGAGUGGGAAGGGUGGGGAGUCUCACCUCGUGCUGCGUCCAGGUUAACCCUAGACCUUAGGACGUAACAUCUGGAUUUUACAGGCAGCCAGUGCAGAGAAGCUAAAACAGGAGAAAUGUGAUUUCUUUUCCUGGUUCCUGUCAGAAGACGUGCUGCAGCGUUCUGGAUCAGCUGAAGAUUCGGACUUAUUCAAGCAGCCUGAUAAUAAAGGAUUGCAGAGCUGAAGGAAAAACAACAUUUGCACAGUGUUUACAAUGAGAGAGAGUUUUUAUUGUUGUGAUAAAGAGAGACCUCCUGCACACAGACUUCAUGUUCCACCACUUUAAUGUGAAUCUUCCUCUGAGCCGUCUGUCAAGCUUUCAUGGAAAUGUGUUUGAGUUCUUCAGCUGAUGAAACAUAAUCAGUCGUUAUUUCAGACAGCAAGACUUUCAGCAGGAACAUUUCCUUGUUGGUCUCAAGUUAACUUCAGCUGACAGCCUGCAUGGUUUAUAUAAGUCCUCCAUUUUACAGAGAACAAAUAUCUUGCUGCUCUCCAGUUGAGUUUCCUGUGAUGAUUCCAGCAGAGACAUUUUGACAACAUCUGACACCUGUACAUGGAAACUGUCCUGUACUGACUCUGACAGACAUCCUGACUGCGCCAUCUGCUGGUGAGAAGAUGACAUGGCAACACUUCCUGCUGUUCAUUCAGCCCGUGACAGAGGAGAGAUCAUAGACUGAGAGUGUGAUAGUUCAACUGACAGUAGAUUUGGACAUUGUUGAACAGAGCUGAGACGCCAUCACAGGGUGAGAGAUCUCUGCUGGAAAACACACGUUUGGAGUAUUUGAAACAAUCAAGGGAAGAGACGUUCACUCGACACCUGUACAUGGAAACUGUCCUGUACUGACUCUGACAGACAUCCUGACUGCGCCAUCUGCUGGUGAGAAGAUGACAUGGCAACACUUCCUGCUGUUCAUUCAGCCCGUGACAGAGGAAAGUGAAACUAAAAGCAGAUUUGGACAUUGUUGAACAGAGCUGAGACGCCAUCACAGGGUGAGAGAUCUCUGCUGGAAAACACACGUUUGGAGUAUUUGAAACAAUCAAGGGAAGAGACGUUCACUCGGUGAGUCUGUGGAAAAAUAACUUCAGUAUCAAAUGGCUGAGAAAAUAACUCUUGUUGAAAGUUACCUGAACUGCCACGUGUGUUCAGAGACUUUCAGAGAUCCUGUGUCUCUGAGCUGCAACCACAGCUUCUGUUCAAGCUGCCUGCAGAAAUUCUGGGAACAAGCUGGAAACAAAAACUGUCCCAUUUGUAAAAGAAAAUCCUCAAAGGAUAAUUUAUUUGUGAACUUUCCACUAAAGGAACUGGCUGACUCCUUUGCUGAGAGACAGAAAACUGGAUCAUCUGAGACAGAAAAAGGAGAGAAGAAGGUGGAGGAGGUGUGUAGUAAACAUAAAGAAGAGCCUAGAUUGUUCUGUGAGGACGAGCAGAGAGCUGUGUGUCCUGUCUGUGAGUUUUCUCUCCACCAGAGUCACAAGGUGGUUCCUGUAGAACAAGCAGUCCGGGACCUGAAGGAGCAGCUGAAAUCUGACUUAGAGUCUCUGCAGGACAAGAGGGACAAAUACAAACAAGUGGAGGAAACAUACAAUGAAGUGAUUCAACAGUCCAAGAAGCAGCUGUUGUCCACAGAGAGGCAGAUCAGAGCAGAGUUCAACAAGCUCCACCAGUUCCUGAAAGAGGAAGAGGAGUCCAGACUGGCAGCUCUGAGGGAGGAAGAGGAGCAGAAGGGGAAGACUGUGAGCAGAGAGAUGAAGAAGAUUCAGGAGCAGAUGUCCUCUCUGUCAGACAGGAUCUCUGCUGUUGAAGAAGAGCUGCAGAAACCCAGCGUGCCAUUCCUCAGCAGUUAUAAAGCCACUCAGACCAGAGCCAGAGUCCAGCGCUCACUGUCAGAUCCACAGCUGCUCUCAGGAGCGCUGAUAGAUGUGGCCAAACACCUGGGCAACCUGUCCUUCAGAGUCUGGGAGAAGAUGAAGGACAAGGUCCACUUCAGUCCUGUCAUUCUGGACCCAAACACUGCAAACUGCUGUCUCUAUCUGUCUGAUGAUCUGACCAGUGUGAGACGUGGAGACGCAAACCAGCAGCUUCCUGACAAUCCAGAGAGAAACACUAAGUAUGCCCUUGUUCUGGGCUCUGAGGGCUUCAGCUCAGGGAAACACAGCUGGGAGGUGGAGGUGGGAGACCAUCCUGACUGGACUGUAGGUUUGGCUAAAGAGUCAGUUGACAGGAAGGGACAGACAUUUUCCUCACCAAAAUAUGGAUUCUGGUGUUUAAGGCAUCGCAGUGGAAAAUACACUGAUGGAGAUGGUGAGACUGUCAGAGUGAAGAAGAGUCUCCAGAGGAUCAGAGUCCAGCUGGACUAUGACAGGGGGGAGGUGUCCUUCUACGACCCUGAAGACACGACUCACAUCUACACUCACAGAGACACUUUCACUGAGAAACUCUUCCCAUAUUUAUAUAUUUUCAGGUCUGGUGAUGCUAAAACCACUGAUAUCAAAAUCUGUCACACUGAGAUUUCUCUGUGACGUUCAGGAAUGUAAGUUUAUUGUUCCAACUUUUACUUUCAGACAGUUUGAGGUUUAUUAAACUCUAAACUCAUCAUCACUCUUCACACCCAAACAUUCUUGAUCUGCUCGUCUUUUAUAUCUAAAGCAGAUUUCAUUUGGUGUUGAGGGUCAACAAAUUAAUUUUGCUGACUGUUUCUGUAGUUUGAAAGAUAAUUAAGACUUUACUCCGAUCUCAAUGUCUGUCUAGAUCACAUUAGAAAAAUCAGCAUGAAUAAAAGUUAAAGCAGAUUAAAAUGAUAUCUAAAUACUGAAAUUGUUUUAUAUCAUCCGGCCUUGAGCUUUCAUCCAGGUUCAAAUCAAUUCUAAUGUUCAGAUUCUAACAUGUUAGCCUGGUCAGCAGCAUCUGGUUUUUAAUCAGACCACAAUAUAACAUGUCAAGUAUCCACUAUACCAACACGUUGCUUCCUGUUGUGGGAUUCUUUAACUUUAAUCAUCAUCAAACAUCAGUUUUACUUUGAGAGAUUUCUGGAUCUUCUGUUCAGUUCAGGAUUCACUUUAGUUCAGUUCAGUCAAAAUGUAUUAAAGGUUGGAACUCCUGCUUUAGAUAUUCAUUUUACUUCUUCAUGGAGUUUGUGGCUUUUCAAAAAGAAAUAGUAGUAGUGUGUUAGUUGAGCUGCCUCUUAAAUAAAGUUUAAUCUCCAAGAAAAUGCUGAAACUGUAUGACGUCAUCAGGAGACAAAGUUCUCCUGGUUAUCAACAUCUGGAGUCAAACAACAUUGUACAGUAGUUUGUAUCCACUGUACCAAAUGCUGCGUUUCACUUUCCUCUUUUUAACAUCAUCAGUUAUAUUUUUUGAUGCUUUUGAGUCUUUUGAGUUAUUUCAGGUUUGGAUCUGUUGUUUUAUUU
Molecule: messenger RNA, 3864 nt
Organism: Micropterus salmoides (largemouth bass)
Lineage: Eukaryota; Metazoa; Chordata; Actinopteri; Centrarchiformes; Centrarchidae
Product: nuclear factor 7, brain-like
Exons: 7
Coding region: 1549-2976 (475 amino acids)
Molecular function (GO): protein binding; zinc ion binding
Source: RefSeq, a predicted model, not a curated record